GUACAGCCUGGGACUCCACACGCGACCCGGAAGGCCUUGCUGCCACACUACAGAGCCGGCGUGAAGCGCUUCGAUGGCGGAGGGAGCGGCGGAGGCCCUGACAGACAGCGGUGGCGACGGCGAUUCGGGAGUCAGCGCGUCGGAACGGGGAGUGGCGCCCAUUAAAGCUCAAUACCGGACCACCAAGGAAGAGUUCCACGGAUAUCUGGAAGCCAAAGGGCAGGAGAAGGAGUCAGGAGACCAUGAGGACGGCAGCGACCUGGCAGAGCCAGAGGCCAAGAAGAUCCGACUGGAGGAUGGGCAGGCGGAGUCCACCGCCGAGUCCCAGAAGAGAGCCCGGGGCCAGAACAAGGCCCGGCCCCACGUGAAGCCCACUCAGUACGACAAAGACCGAUUCUGCCCAGCCCUCAUCCAGGACCCAGCUGCUCACUGCUCUUAUGGUGACCGCUGUCGCUUCCUGCAUGACGUGGCCCGCUACCUGGAGACCAAGCCAGCCGACCUGGGUCCCCGCUGUGUGCUCUUUGAGACCUUUGGCCGCUGCCCCUACGGCGUGACCUGUCGCUUUGCAGGUGCGCACCUGGGGCCUGAGGGCCAGAACCUGGUGCGUGAGGAGGGCGUGGCAUGCACCGUGUACGCCCAGCGCGUGCGCAAUGGCCUGGACAAGGCCCUGCAGCAGCAGCUGCGCAAGCGCAAGGUCAGCUUUGAGCGUGCUGAGCAGGCCUUGCUGCAGCUCAGCCAGGAACCCCCUCCUGCCCCUGCCCCCCCCAUCACCUCGGCCACCAGCGCCCCAGAGAACAACAGCUGUGACACUCAGCCAGACCCUGCGGGGCUGGGGGCUGGCACCCCCCCCAGCAGCCCGGAGCGGACCUGUGGGCCCUUGACGGACGAGGAUAUCAUCCGACUGCGUCCCUGUGAGAAGAAGCAGCUCAACAUCAGCGGCAAGCUGUACCUGGCUCCACUCACCACGUGUGGGAACCUGCCCUUCCGGCGUGUGUGCAAGCGCUUCGGGGCCGACGUGACGUGCGGGGAGAUGGCUGUGUGCACUAACCUGCUGCAGGGCCAGAUGUCCGAGUGGGCCCUGCUCAAGCGCCACGCGUGCGAGGACAUCUUUGGGGUGCAGGUGGAGGGCGCCUUCCCCGACACCAUGACCAAAUGCGCCGAGCUCCUGAGCCGCACCGUGGACGUGGACUUCGUGGACAUCAACGUGGGCUGCCCCAUUGACCUUGUGUACAAGAAGGGUGGCGGGUGCGCGCUCAUGAACCGCUCGGCCAAGUUCCAGCAGAUUGUCCGAGGCAUGAACCAGGUGCUAGACGUGCCGCUCACCGUGAAGAUCCGCACCGGCGUCCAGGAGCGCGUGAGCCUGGCGCACUCGCUGCUGCCCGAGAUGCGGGACUGGGGCGUCUCGCUGGUCACGCUCCAUGGCCGCUCGCGGGAGCAGCGCUACACCAAGCUGGCCGACUGGCAGUACAUCGAGCAGUGCGCCAAGGUGGCCAGCCCCAUGCCCCUGUUUGGAAAUGGUGACAUCUUGUCCUACGAGGAUGCCAACCGCGCCAUGGAGACUGGCGUUGCGGGGAUCAUGAUCGCCCGUGGCGCCCUGCUGAAGCCCUGGCUGUUCACGGAGAUCAAGGAGCAGCGGCACUGGGACAUCUCGUCGUCUGAGCGCCUGGACAUCCUGCGGGACUUCACACACUACGGCCUGGAGCACUGGGGCUCAGACACGCAGGGCGUGGAGAAGACACGCCGCUUCCUGCUCGAGUGGCUGUCCUUCCUGUGCAGGUAUGUGCCCGUGGGCCUGCUGGAGCGGCUCCCCCAAAAGAUCAACGAGCGGCCACCCUACUAUAUGGGCCGUGAUUACCUGGAGACCCUCAUGGCCAGCCAGCAGGCGGCCGACUGGAUCCGCAUCAGCGAGAUGCUGCUGGGCCCCGUGCCGCCCAACUUCGUCUUCUUGCCGAAGCACAAGGCCAACGCCUACAAAUAGCCGCCCGCGCCUCCACGGACCACGCAGGGGACAAUAAAUUCUAUUCUUUUAA
Messenger RNA from Dipodomys spectabilis (banner-tailed kangaroo rat), 2030 nucleotides. It is a transcript of the gene Dus3l, whose product is annotated as dihydrouridine synthase 3 like. Bases 74 to 1978 code for a protein of 634 amino acids. Gene Ontology annotation, biological process: tRNA processing. NCBI's taxonomy places the organism in Eukaryota, Metazoa, Chordata, Mammalia, Rodentia, Heteromyidae. The record is from RefSeq and is a predicted model, not a curated record. Gene Ontology annotation, molecular function: metal ion binding; tRNA dihydrouridine synthase activity; flavin adenine dinucleotide binding. The transcript has 13 exons.